UACGCUGUCAUCAUACGCGUCUGUGCGAGGCCGCCGAAAUUUCCUGUCUGUCGCUCCUGGUUGCGAACAGACGGGCGCCGGACUUUGGCCCAGUCAUUGACUUUGUGCUGUUAGCUGGCGCGAAGACGUUCACUGAGUCGAGCGGUGCUGAAUUCAGAGUUUCUGGUGAUUGGAAUUAUUACGCGAGUCGUACCGGCAAUGGAGCACUAAGCAGGAGUGGGAAUGGCUUGACAUUCCUUUCAUUGUCAGCUGUACCCUGCGAAUUUUUCAUAGCUUAUUCUAUGGCGACAGUAUUCAAGGAGCAUUGCUCAUAUCAAGCUUGUGGUUUUUGUUUUGCAAGCAGCCUGACUUUUCCUGUAAUUUUAACAAGGCACACAUAAUCCAAGCAUUUCAUUGGUGGCUUACUUCUGAAGCCAGCUCUUCCCAUCCACGAUGAACGCGUCUCUGAUGGCUUCGCUCAGCGUGGUGCUGACGUCAGCCGUCAUUGGGAACGCCUUCUACCAGAAGAAGCAGUUCUACCCGUCUGUUGUCUAUCUCACCAAAUCAAACGCCAGUCUUGCGGUUAUCUAUGUCCAAGCUUUUGUACUGGUUAUACUGUUCGGCAAGCUGGUCAGGAAGAUAUUCUUCGGUCAGCUCCGGGCCGCCGAAUUCGAGCACUUGAUGGAGCGGUCCUGGUACGCCGUCACCGAGACCUGCCUGGCCUUCACCAUGUUCAGGGACGACCUCAGCCCCAAGUUCGUGGCGCUCUUCACCCUGCUGCUCUUCCUCAAGUCGUUCCACUGGCUGGCCGAGGACCGGGUGGACUACAUGGAGAGAAGUCCUGUGAUUACCUGGCUAUUCCAUAUCAGGAUCGUUUCGCUGCUGCUGCUGCUGUCGCUGCUGGACAUCGGCUUCAUCGCGUUCGCGUACCACUCGACGGUGAAGCGCGGCGCCUCGGUGCAGCUGGUGUUCGGCUUCGAGUACGCCAUCCUGCUGACGGUGGUGGCGUACGUGCUGGUCAAGUACCUGCUGCACGCCGUCGAUCUGCAGCGCGAGGCGCCCUGGGAGAACAAGGCCGUCCACCUGCUGCAUACGGAACUGCUCAUCGGGUUCGUGAAGGUGGUGCUGUACAUGGUGUUCACGCUGAUCAUGGUGAAGAUCCACACGCUGCCGCUGUUCGCCAUCCGGCCCAUGUACCUGGCGCUCAGGUCAUUCAAGAAGGCGCUCAGUGACGUCAUAUUGUCAAGACGCGCCAUUCACAAUAUGAACACGCUGUACCCGAACGUCACCGAAGAGGAGCUGAGCAACACGGACAGCGUGUGCAUCAUCUGCCGCGAGGAGAUGACCGCAGCGGCCGGUGCCAAGAAGCUGCCCUGCAACCACGUGUUCCACGCGCUCUGCCUGCGCUCGUGGUUCCAGCGGCAGCAGACGUGCCCCACGUGUCGGAUGGACAUCCUGCGCGCGCCCGGCCCGUCGGCGUGGAGCGUGUGCCGCGUGCUGCUGCGUUGGGAGUCCGCUCCUCUUCCGGGAGCCGGCACCGGCAGGCGAGGUGCCGCCGGCGCACCGACCGCUCCGCUGCCUCCGCAUCUUCCCACAUUCCCGUUCAACCAGUUUAUGAUGAUGCCGCCGAUGCCGCCGCCGCCGACCGACCUCUCCGGCCUGACGGAGGCAGAGCUGCGCCAGCUCGAGCUGCAGGAGCGCGCCGCCGUCGAGGCGCGCAUCCGCUGCCUGCGAGACAUCCGCACGCUGCUGGACGCGCUCUGGGCCAGCGACUGCCUCUGCCGCCGCCGGCCGCUGCUGCUGCUGCUACCGGAGCCGCCACGACUGGAGGAGCCGCCGCGGCCGCCACCACCUUCGGACCGGCCAGGUCCGUGCGUGGUCGCCGAACAGCAGCACGUGCGGCUUCUGUAA
Messenger RNA from Pollicipes pollicipes, 1890 nucleotides. Its product is annotated as E3 ubiquitin-protein ligase synoviolin-like. Gene Ontology annotation, biological process: proteasome-mediated ubiquitin-dependent protein catabolic process; ERAD pathway. The record is from RefSeq and is a predicted model, not a curated record. Gene Ontology annotation, cellular component: endomembrane system. Gene Ontology annotation, molecular function: ubiquitin protein ligase activity. Lineage: Eukaryota; Metazoa; Arthropoda; Thecostraca; Pollicipedomorpha; Pollicipedidae.